AUGUCUGCAGUGGAACUUCCAGAUGUAAAUAUUAGCAUAUGACGAAUUAGAUACGUUUAUAUUCAAAUAAAUCAAGCACACGAUAGAGUAAGAAGAGUGAUUAUGAAAAAUAUCGAAAGUUAGCUGUGAUUAAGUCGGUUGACAAAUUAAUAAAAAAAAAUGAUCUUUAAUCGGUUUUAGGUUUUGAUGAUGAUUAUUACCCUAAAUAAAUUGAAGAUUAGAAGGUUUUAUGCUUAGUUAUUGUAGAAAGUAAAUGAAGCACAUGAAGUUCAUGUAAAUCUUACAGAGCUCAAAAAAAGUUGUGAUUCGAUGAAAAUAAAUGGAAUUAGAAAAGAAAAAGAUAUAGAAAAUAUGAGAAAGGAAAUUGAUUCAAUGACAAUUUAAGUAGAUCAAUAUAAUUAAACUUAAAAUAACCUAUAAACAAAGGAGAAAGAAUUAAAUCAAAAAUUAGAAGACUAGCAUAAACUUUUAAGUGAAAGUUAAUAUGACAGAAAAAUCUUUGAACAUAUGUUAAAUAGAAUGAAGAAAGACUAAUUGGUUUAUUAACUUAGAGCAAACUAAUACGAAAGACAUCUAUAAUUAGCACUUUAAUAAUAUCAUAGUAGCACAUACAAGUAAAUUUAUUAUAUCAUUGUGUAGAACACAAUAAAUUCAAGAAAUAUACAGUAAGACUUUGAUGGCUUUAAAAGAAGUUACUGAAGGGAUUCAUCAAUAAAAUAAAAAUAGAGAGAAGAAUUUAUAAAGAUUUAAGGAUGAUUUAAGAUAGAGAUAAGAUGUAGAAUAGAAGAGAGAUGAUAGAAUAAAGAGAUAAUAAGAAAUAGCUGAAGUUGCUGCAAAGGAUAUAAAAGACAGUGCACUCAAAAAAUGGAGAAAAUUGCUUUUGGUCCAUAAAUUUCUUAAUUCAUUUUUAAAAAACAAAAUGCAAAGAGGAAUUGCUUAAUAUUAAGAUUUAGAAAUGACAUUUUAAAAGAUUAAAGCUUCUACAGGUAUUACUGAUGCGAAUGAAAUUGUGUAAAAGUUCUUAGGAAGAGAAUAAACUUAUGCACAUCUUUUGAUUUCUAUAUCAGAUUAUGAAAAGAAGAUUAGUGCUUUAAAAAAUGAAAAUUAAGAACUUCAGACAUAAUUUUCAAAUUUAAAGCAAUAAUAUACUGAUAUGGAUAAAGAAUUUUAGGUUGAAACAUACAGAUAAAAGGAAGAUUUAUUUGAGCAAGAUAAAUUAGUAUUGGAAGUAGAGGAAAAAGCCACUGUGGCAGGAUUAUUAGAGAACAAGCUUAGAAAUUGGAUGUCUCGAGGAUUGAAAAAGUUAGGAUUAUAAAAAAAUUAAGGGUUUUAAGCCAUUAUUGAUGCAGUUAGGGAUAAAUUGUUAAAAUUGUCUACAAAAGUAUAUUUACUCAAUUUUACUUUAGGACUAAGAAGAUUUAUUAAAUAAAUCAAUGCUUAAUGCAGUUACUGACAUUAAAGAUUAGGAAUUCCUGAAAAGAAAUGUAAGAGUCAAACCAAAAAAAUAACUUACUUAAUCUCAUACUAAUCAUUCUAUGGAUUAAUCUUCAAUCAAAGACGACGAAGACAUGUUUGAUGAAUUACCAAUAAAAGAGGAUGAAGAAGAUGAAUUAGAGGAAGAAAAGCUUAUAGAACAAUUAAGAGAAGAAAUUAAAGUUAAAAAUCAUAAAAAAUGA
Paramecium octaurelia is the source of this 1676-nucleotide messenger RNA. NCBI's taxonomy places the organism in Eukaryota, Ciliophora, Oligohymenophorea, Peniculida, Parameciidae. The record is from the annotation of a GenBank genome assembly.